Prunus avium (sweet cherry) is the source of this 732-nucleotide messenger RNA. NCBI's taxonomy places the organism in Eukaryota, Viridiplantae, Streptophyta, Magnoliopsida, Rosales, Rosaceae. The record is from RefSeq and is a predicted model, not a curated record.
AUGAGGUCGCUGUUACUCUUAGGUGUUUUGUUUGCAGUUGUAACAAUUUUUUUCUUCCCUUUUGAGGCCGAUGCCAACAAAUUGGUUCCGAAAGAGGGAAGGAAAGAAAAGAUUGGCCAUCAUGUCCUAGUGCACGCCCGUUCUGGCAGAAAGCUAGGUGGUGAAAAUGAACAAACUGCGGAAAAUGGCGGCGGUGAUAGUGGAGACAACGAAGAUGGAAAUAGUGGUGACGGUGAUGAUAAUGAUGAUAAUGGAGGCAAUGAAGAUGGAGAGAGUGAUGAUAGUGAGGACGGAGGCAAUGAAGAUGGAGAGAGUGAUGGCAAUGAAGAUGGAGAGAGUGAUGGUAGUGAGAACGGAGAUGGAGAGAGUGAUGGUAGUGAGAACGGAGGCAAUGAAGAUGGCGAGAGUGGUAGUGGUAAUGGAGGGAAUGAAGAUGGAGAAAAUGGUGGCAGCGGAGAUAGUGCUGAGGGUGGGGAUAACGGAGGAGGGAAUGAAGAUGGGGAGAGUGGUGACAGCGGGGAUAGUGCCGAGGGUGGUGAUGACGGAGGAGGGGAUGAGGAUGGGGAGAAUGGUGACAACGGAGAAGGGAAUGAAGAUGGGGAUAAUGAUGACAACGGGGAUAGUGACGAGGGUGGUGAUAACGAAGGAAAUGAAGAUGGAGGCGAUGAAGAUGAUGGUGGCGAUGACGUUUUCAGAAAAUCAACUAAACAUGGCCCAGGAGUUCCCCAUUAA